This is a messenger RNA of Scomber japonicus (chub mackerel), 1682 nucleotides long. It is a transcript of the gene dpep2, whose product is annotated as dipeptidase 2. Gene Ontology annotation, biological process: proteolysis. Bases 1 to 1311 code for a protein of 436 amino acids. Lineage: Eukaryota; Metazoa; Chordata; Actinopteri; Scombriformes; Scombridae. Gene Ontology annotation, molecular function: metallodipeptidase activity. The record is from RefSeq and is a predicted model, not a curated record. The transcript is spliced from 10 exons.
AUGCCCUCUGUGAAAACUGUUAGAAGUGCUUCAAGCUGCCUCUGGAUGAGCUCCCUAAGGCAUCUAGUGGUACUGUCCUCUCUGUGUCAUUUGAUAACUGGAUACUCUGAGAGAGACAGAACACGUGAAUUAAUGUCAAAAUAUCCUGUUGUUGAUGGCCACAAUGACCUAGCUCUCAAGCUGAGGAUACUUCAUAACAAUCAGCUGAGCCAAAUUGACCUUCAUAAUAUCAGCAAUGUUGCCACAGACAUCAACCGUCUCCAAGCAGGCCAUGUACAGGCACAGAUGUUUUCGGUCUAUGUACUAUGUGGGGCCCAGGAGAAGGACGCUGUGAGGCUGACCCUGGAACAAAUAGAUGUGGUCAGACGCAUGUGCACUGAGUACCAGGACUUUGAACUGGUCACUUCUGCAAAGGAACUGAACAUUUCUGAGAUAAGGCAUAAGAUAGCCUGUCUAAUAAGUAUUGAGGGAGGCCACUCAAUUGACAGCAGCCUGCCAGCCCUGCGGAUGUUUUACCAGCUUGGAGUCCGAUCCAUGGCCCUCACACAUAACUGCAAUACACCGUGGGCUGAGUCAUCCUCAAAACUGUACAAUGUCUAUCAAAGACAGAACAACCACCUGACGCACUUCGGGAAGGCAGUGGUGGAGGAGAUGAAUAGACUGGGAAUGAUAGUGGACCUCUCCCAUAGUUCUUGGGACACAGCCUGGGCCGCGCUGAAUCAUUCCAAGGCUCCAGUUAUUUUUAGUCAUUCAUCUUCCUACUCCGUCUGUAGCCACAGCCGUAAUGUACCUGACUGGCUGCUGAAAGAACUGAAAAGGAACCGAGGGUUGAUCAUGGUGAAUCUCCACAAUAACUUCAUUUCCUGCAAAGAUACGGCCAACAUCUCUGAUGUGGCUGAUCAUUUUGAUCACAUUAGGAAGGUGAUUGGAGCUGAGUCAAUAGGAAUUGGAGGGGACUUUGAUGGUGCUCUGAGCUUUCCUCAGGGGUUAGAAGAUGUGUCGAAGUAUCCCGCCCUAAUUCAGGAACUCCUGCACAGGAACUGGACUGAGAAUGACCUGGCUGAUGUCCUUCGAAGGAAUUUCCUACGAGUGUUUGAAGAGGUGGAGAGGGUCCGUGAUAUGUUGCAUUCAAACCAUCCAAGUGAGGUACAAAUUCCUGUAGAGGAGGUGCAGAACCCGUGCAGACUCGUCCUCAGACCACCUUCUAAAAGGAAAGAGCGGAAUCUCUCCUCCAGAGCCCAAUUUGGAACACCCUGUCUGCUAAUCUUGCCAAUGGUUCUGCUGCUGUCCAUCGUAUUUUCUAUAGAAUGAAUACUUAAAAAACUCAGUUUAGCAACAUGUUGUUGUUUUGAAGUGUAUAAUUUUAUAUACAUUUUCUAUAAUACGAAUAAGAAGAUUUAAAUAAGUUUGCUAUUGCUAUUUGUAGGUCAUCAUAGCAUUCUACAGGUUAGCGCAUAUAAGAGCAUAUAAUGUAUAAUCCAUUUGUACUACUACUGAACAUACAGAAUGCUAUACUGUAUACACCAUCUAAAUAUACAGACUAUCAGUCCUCUGAAAGGCAUUUAUUUCAUUUUAGUUUGAUUUUAUUUAUUAGAUAUUUAAGUUCUUGUCCCUAUGCUGGCAUAAUCUCUACAAAAAAGUAUGACAUGAAGGACAAUAAUGACAAUGAAUAAAACUCCAGA